This is a messenger RNA of Argiope bruennichi, 961 nucleotides long. Its product is annotated as methenyltetrahydrofolate synthase domain-containing protein-like. The record is from RefSeq and is a predicted model, not a curated record. Lineage: Eukaryota; Metazoa; Arthropoda; Arachnida; Araneae; Araneidae. The coding region runs from base 138 to 893 and encodes 251 amino acids. Gene Ontology annotation, cellular component: cytoplasm. The transcript is spliced from 5 exons.
GAAGAUUAUGCACUUCCGGCAAGUAUUUGUAACCACAGUGAGUAAACAAACAAAUGUGGUGCUAGUCGGGUAAUCCGGACUAUGAAUGCAUCAUAUUGUAGUUUCUCUUAAAAUGCUGAAACUGUUUACGUAAUACUAUGGCAUCGCCAUUAGAUAUAAGCAAAGAAUCCAUAAGACAACAGAUAUGGUCUUAUUUAGAAUCAAAUGAUAUUGCUCGUUUUCCAAGACCUGUGUAUAAUAGAAUUCCGAAUUUCGAUGGAGCUGAAAAAGCUUGCAGCAAAGUGAAGCAACUAAAGGAAUAUCAGAUGGCAAAAACUGUUAAAGUUAAUCCAGAUUCUCCCCAGAAACAUAUACGUUUUUUGAUAUUAGAGGAUAAUAAAGUUUUGCUGGUUCCAACACCUCGUUUAAGAAAUGGUCUUUUGAACAGAAUAACACCUCCACCAAUGGCCAAUAAACAUACUCUUCAUAUAUGCUCUACUUCUGAAGGUGUCAAAAGAUAUAGUACAAGACUUGGUUUGAACAGCAAAGUCAAAGUAGAUUUAGUAAUUUUAGGAUCUGUUGCAGUUUCACCAAAAGGAAGACGUAUUGGCAAAGGUGAGGGAUAUGCUGAUAUGGAAUUUGCAAUGAUGGCUACAAUGGGAGCUGUGAAUUCUGAAACAACAGUUGUCACUGUAGUUCAUGACUGUCAAGUGUUGGAUACAAUACCUGACCAUUUGUUUGGAGAGCAUGAUGUUCCUGUUGAUAUUAUUGUAACACCUACGAAGAUAAUUCAUUGUGAACCAAAGUUACCUAAGCCAAGCCAUAUUAUAUGGUCUUUAUUAAGCGAAGAAAAAAUUAGCGAAAUACCUAUAUUAAGAGAAUUAAAAAAAAUGGAAGAAAAGUUUAACACGUAAUGUAUUUUGAGAUAUGUAUAAUGUAUUUGUAAUGGGCACUUGUACAUUAAAUACUUGCUAUUGGCAGA